This is a messenger RNA of Xyrauchen texanus (razorback sucker), 2447 nucleotides long. Its product is annotated as heat shock factor protein 2-like. Gene Ontology annotation, molecular function: DNA-binding transcription factor activity; sequence-specific DNA binding. Bases 75 to 1544 code for a protein of 489 amino acids. Lineage: Eukaryota; Metazoa; Chordata; Actinopteri; Cypriniformes; Catostomidae. Gene Ontology annotation, biological process: regulation of DNA-templated transcription. The record is from RefSeq and is a predicted model, not a curated record. The transcript has 12 exons.
UUCAUUGGUGCAUGUUUUGGUAACGGACUGAUAGUAUUUACUCCUUUAAAACUAGUCAUUUUCGUUUACGCAAAAUGAAACACAGUUCAAACGUCCCAGCAUUUCUCACAAAGCUUUGGGCCCUCGUCGAGGAUUCGGAUACAAAUGAAUUUAUUUGCUGGAGUCAGGAAGGGAACAGUUUCCUUGUAUUGGAUGAACAAAGGUUUGCAAAAGAGAUUCUCCCAAAGUUUUUCAAGCACAAUAACAUGGCCAGCUUUGUUCGACAGCUCAACAUGUAUGGUUUUCGCAAAGUGAUGCACAUUGACACAGGCAUUGUGAAGCAAGAGCGAGAUGGACCUGUUGAAUUCCAGCAUCCGUACUUCAAACAUGGGCAAGAUGACCUGCUAGAAAACAUCAAGAGAAAGGUGUCCAAUUCACGGCCUGAAGAAUGCAAAAUAAGACAAGAAGAUCUUUCUAAAAUUCUCACAAGUGUUCAGGACUUCCACGAGCAGCAAGAAAAUAUGGAUGCUAGACUUGCUGCCUUGAAAAGAGAAAAUGAAGCUCUUUGGACGGAGCUUUCAAACCUCAGACAGAAACACGCCCAACAACACCAAGUUAUAAAGGAGCUGGUGCAGUUCAUCUUCACAUUGGUUCAGAACAAUCGUAUGUUAAAUUUGAAACGCAAACGGCCACUUGCUCUGAACAGUAAUGGAAAGAAGUCAAAAUUCAUCCAUCAGAUCUUUGAAGAACCCAUAGAACAUAGUAAAUCUACAGUAAAUGAACUCAAUGGACUGAACACCAGUUCCAACAUUUCCGAUGAUGUCAUCAUCUGUGAUGUCACUGACAAAGACCCAGAAGUUACAGAUGGCAUAUCUGUAUCAGUUGAUCAAGGUUAUGAAAGCAGCCCAAUCAAAAAAAACAACAGCGGAAAGGGCACUAUAACAAAUUCAGCCACUCAACAAGAGCCAGUACCUAAAAGCACCUCUGACUUUUCACCGAUCAGUAGUUCCGUGCAAUCAAACAAACCUUCUGGUCUGAGUUCGGAGGAUCCAGUCAAGCUGAUGGACUCCAUUCUUUGUGAGAAUGGAGCCAUUUCACAAAACAUCAACCUUCUUGGCAAAUUUGAGCUGAUGGACUAUCUGGACAGUAUCGACUGCAGUCUGGAGGACUUUCAGGCCAUGCUCUACGGAAAACAAUUCAGCACUGACCCAGAUAUCAUAGCGGAAACUGUCUUGGAAACAAAAGAUGAUAUCAAUAAAGCCAACAAAGGAAAGUCUGAACAUGAUAAUGCUGAUAAGCAGCUGAUCCAGUACACCACAUGCCCUCUGCUGGCCUUCCUGGAUGGAUGCACCCCUCUUGGCCCACCCACAGAUCCCCCAACUGAAAACCUGAGCCCAGCAGAUCUGUUGGACAAGGCCCUGGAGAUGGAGACAGAGAUCCCACGCAGCUCGCUGAUCAGGCUGGAACCCCUCACAGAAGCAGAGGCGAGCGAGUCAACGCUGUUCUACCUGUGCGAACUGAACUCUGACCUGCCCAGUGCCGACACACCACAGCUGGAUAUCUAAAAGGCAAAACAGGGACUGGACCUUUUUUGAUUUUUAAAUAUUCAUCGAAAUUAUGAUCUAUUUAUUUGCCAGAAUGUUCUUGGUACCAUUCUUCCAGGAGUUUGUCAUUCCUUCACGUUGAACAUAAUUCUUGUUACACCGUUCACUAGUUACUGUACUUUUCACCAUCUCUUGCAGGAGAACAGUUAUGCAGCUGAACAUUGCAGCUAUUUUGUGAAAUAUGUGUGUUUCUUUUUUACAUUUAUAUGACAAGUUCACUGAUCUAGUUCAGUAAAGAUCAAAGAAUGUUGUGGGACAGUUAUCCUUUAAUAAUAUGGGGUAGAAGUGCCUGUGGGAUGUCCAGAUCUUAAUGUGAAGAAUUUUGCUUGUGGUUUGUUCAGUAAUGUUGGUGUUACCGUGAGAUUUUCAUCAUGAUAUUAAGCUUGGCUGUAGCAUUAAAGUACCUUAAACAUGUCAGCUGGCGUUUAUGAUAUUCACUUUUGACACACAACUUGUCUUAAAAACAACACAUUGAAGGGUUAUUCGUUUUGUGAUAAAUACAUGAUCUAUAAUGCCCAGUGUUUCAACCGGCUGAAAGCCACCUGACUACUUUGUGUUUGGUUUCAAGUAAGCACAAAUCAGAGAAAAGCAUUGAUGCAAAUGCAUUUAUUUUGCUAUGUUUAAUCCUCUCAUCCACACUGGAAUAGCACUGAAAAAUUAGACUUUAGAAAACACUCUGUCACUGCAUACUUUGGAAAGCGAUAAGUGUGGACGUGCCGUGGCCUUAUUUCCUAAUCCACACAUUUGAGUAAUCAGUUGUCCACGCUAAUCAAUUUUUGUAAAAAAAAAAACCAAUGUUUCCUUAUGUCAUCAUUUUCAUAAUUCUCUUUUACCACAAUAAUGUGGUGAUAGAGAGCAUUUCCA